AUGAAGUUCGCUCUUGUUCUCGCCAGCACCGCCGCUCUGGUCGGCGCCUUGCCCCAGUCCACGCCCGCCGGUUCCGCGGAGAGAAACCUGCUCCCUUGGUUGCCGGCAGGCCCCUUUUCCCACGAAUGCGGGCCGUUCGGAUGGUACAGCGACGCCGAGUGUGGUACGCAUAAAUACUGCGAUUCCUUCAGGGACCCGGAAAUCCCAAACGAUAAAAAGUACCAGACGACACAGGAAUGUAUCGAUGCCCACGAGCUCCCGUCAGGCUCGGGCACUGGAAAGUUGCCAUGGGCUAGGCAGGGCUCCGAUCGGGCCUGUACUUCUUACAUUGAACGAAAAGUCUAUUUCCCUCGCAUCGUCAUGGAGGAGAAUUGCGGGUCGCAACGCUUCUGCGACUUAUUCGGCCCGGGAUCUCCCCUCGCAGCAGAGUUGCCCGAGUUGAAGAAACGGUACGGGUUUUCCAGUGUCGAAGAAUGCCGCGCUGCACACUAG
Molecule: messenger RNA, 492 nt
Organism: Metarhizium brunneum ARSEF 3297
Lineage: Eukaryota; Fungi; Ascomycota; Sordariomycetes; Hypocreales; Clavicipitaceae
Source: RefSeq, a predicted model, not a curated record